AUGUUGGGAAACAAGCUAAGCAUCACCGACGUGAAGGACAUCAAAGGGAAGAAGGUCCUAGUGCGAGUAGAUUUCAACGUGCCAAUUGAAAAUGGAGUAAUAAAGGAUACGAAUAGAAUCACAGCAACGCUUCCCACGAUUCACCAUUUGAAGAAGGAAGGAGCAUCUAAAAUUAUCCUCAUUUCUCAUUGUGGAAGACCGGACGGAUCAAAGAAUCUAAAAUAUACCUUAAAGCCAGUCGCAGAAACGCUAAAGACUUUACUCGGAGAAGAAGUACUUUUUCUGAGUGACUGUGUAGGAGAAGAAGUAGAACAACAGAUAAACCAAGCGAAAGAUAAUUCAGUCAUUCUUCUUGAAAAUUUGCGAUUUCAUGUAGAAGAAGAAGGAAAAGGAGUAGAUGCAGAUGGAAAUAAAAUAAAGGCUAAUAAAGAAGAUAUAGAAAAAUUCCAAAAUGACUUAACCAAAUUGGGAGAUAUAUUUAUUAAUGAUGCUUUUGGAACAGCUCACCGAGCACACAGUAGUAUGGUUGGAAUUAAACUAAAUGUAAAAGCAUCUGGAUUUUUGAUGAAAAAAGAAUUGGAAUAUUUUAGUAAAGCUUUGGAAAAUCCUCAGAGACCACUGCUAGCCAUUUUGGGUGGAGCCAAAGUAUCAGAUAAAAUUCAAUUAAUAAAGAAUCUGUUAGAUAAGGUAGAUAAAAUGAUCAUAGGAGGAGGAAUGGCUUAUACUUUCAAAUAUGUUUUGAAUAAUAUGAAAAUUGGAGAUUCCCUUUUUGAUGAAGCUGGUAGCAAAAUUGUGAAUGAAAUUAUGGAGAAAGCGAAGGCGAAGAAUGUAGAGAUUUACCUCCCUGUUGAUUUUAAAGUAGCUGACAAAUUUGAUAAUAAUGCUAACACAAAAAUUGUGACAGAUGUGGAAGGUAUUGAGGAUCAUUGGAUGGGACUUGAUGCUGGACCUAAGAGUAUAGAAAAUUACAAGAACGUCAUUUUAGGUUCUAAAACAAUUAUUUGGAAUGGACCCCAGGGUGUAUUUGAGAUGCCGAAUUUUGCUAAGGGUAGUAUUGAAUGCCUCAAGUUAGUCAUUGAAGCUACGAAGAAUGGAGCCAUAACCAUCGUCGGUGGGGGAGAUACUGCUUCGCUAGUGGAACAACAACAGAAGAAGAACGAAAUUAGCCAUGUGUCCACUGGUGGAGGGGCUUCCCUUGAGUUACUAGAAGGGAAGGAGCUCCCAGGUGUGUUGGCCCUCUCGAACAAGUAA
Molecule: messenger RNA, 1251 nt
Organism: Plasmodium cynomolgi strain B
Lineage: Eukaryota; Apicomplexa; Aconoidasida; Haemosporida; Plasmodiidae
Product: phosphoglycerate kinase
Exons: 1
Coding region: 1-1251 (416 amino acids)
Biological process (GO): gluconeogenesis; glycolytic process
Cellular component (GO): cytosol
Molecular function (GO): ADP binding; ATP binding; phosphoglycerate kinase activity
Source: RefSeq, a predicted model, not a curated record